AUGACGCAAUUCAACUUCAUAGCCACCAACCAGGAGCUUCGUAAGGGGGACUCCCUUAUGAGUCAAGAUGGGAGCCACAAAGCAAUCUUUCAGGAUGACGGCAAUUUUGUCAUCUACAAGUGGUCUCCAAGCUGGCAUUCCAACACGGCUAACGAUGGGGGAAUCAGAGUUCUGCUGCAAGAGGACAACAACCUGGUUAUGUACACCAAGGAGAGGAAAUCCGUGUGGUCCUCUGUCACCUGGAAUGAAGCGAACUCCAGCAAGAUGCGUCUGACCAUGACAAACGAAGGUCACCUGGUCCUGGACAAGGAUGCUCAGGCCAUCUGGAGCUCUGAGAAUUCUGAAGGUCAGAAAGAGUGUUGA
This is a messenger RNA of Gadus chalcogrammus (walleye pollock), 363 nucleotides long. RefSeq names its product B-type lectin plumieribetin-like. The transcript has 2 exons. Lineage: Eukaryota; Metazoa; Chordata; Actinopteri; Gadiformes; Gadidae. The record is from RefSeq and is a predicted model, not a curated record. The coding region runs from base 1 to 363 and encodes 120 amino acids.